Balaenoptera ricei (Rice's whale) is the source of this 3791-nucleotide messenger RNA. RefSeq names its product homeodomain interacting protein kinase 2 (gene HIPK2). The record is from RefSeq and is a predicted model, not a curated record. Bases 160 to 3774 code for a protein of 1204 amino acids. Gene Ontology annotation, cellular component: nucleus; PML body; cytoplasm. The transcript has 16 exons. Gene Ontology annotation, molecular function: ATP binding; SMAD binding; transcription coactivator activity. NCBI's taxonomy places the organism in Eukaryota, Metazoa, Chordata, Mammalia, Artiodactyla, Balaenopteridae. Gene Ontology annotation, biological process: intrinsic apoptotic signaling pathway in response to DNA damage by p53 class mediator; peptidyl-threonine phosphorylation; peptidyl-serine phosphorylation.
CGGCCAAGUGAGGCGGUGAUGCGGGCGCUGGCGGCCCCGGCUGCGCGGAGAGCGGAGACACAGGCUCAAGAUGGCAGAUUCCGACUGAGGCUGGGGGGGCCGAGCUCGCGCGCCGCGUUCCCUUCUCCGUUGCCAUGAAUCGCGGACACCCCGGCCCCGAUGGCCCCCGUGUACGAAGGUAUGGCCUCACAUGUGCAAGUUUUCUCCCCUCACACCCUUCAAUCAAGUGCCUUCUGUAGCGUGAAGAAACUGAAAGUAGAGCCGAGUUCCAACUGGGACAUGACCGGGUACGGCUCCCACAGCAAAGUGUACGGCCAGAGCAAGAACGCGCCACCAUCCCAGCCAGCCGCCACGACCGUCAGCGCCUCCCUGCCCAUCCCAAACCCCAGCCUACCGUACGAGCAGACCAUCAUCUUCCCAGGAAGCACCGGGCACAUCGUCGUGACAUCAGCAAGUAGCACUUCCGUCACCGGGCCAGUCCUCGGCGGACCGCACAACCUCAUGCGUCGCAGCACUGUGAGCCUUCUUGAUACCUACCAAAAAUGCGGACUCAAGCGGAAGAGUGAGGAGAUCGAGAACACAAGCAGCGUGCAGAUCAUCGAAGAGCAUCCACCCAUGAUUCAGAAUAAUGCGAGUGGGGCCACUGUAGCCACUGCCACCACCUCGACUGCCACUUCCAAAAACAGUGGCUCCAACAGCGAGGGGGAUUAUCAGCUGGUCCAGCAUGAGGUGCUGUGCUCCAUGACCAACACUUACGAGGUCUUAGAGUUCUUGGGCCGAGGGACGUUUGGGCAAGUGGUCAAGUGCUGGAAGCGGGGCACCAAUGAGAUUGUGGCCAUCAAGAUCCUGAAGAACCACCCGUCAUACGCCCGCCAAGGUCAGAUCGAAGUGAGCAUCCUGGCCCGCCUGAGCACAGAGAGCGCCGACGACUACAACUUCGUCCGUGCCUACGAGUGCUUCCAGCACAAGAACCACACGUGCUUGGUCUUUGAGAUGCUGGAGCAGAACCUCUAUGACUUUCUGAAGCAGAACAAGUUCAGCCCCUUGCCCCUCAAAUACAUUCGCCCGGUCCUCCAGCAGGUUGCCACAGCCCUGAUGAAACUAAAAAGCCUAGGUCUUAUCCAUGCUGACCUCAAACCGGAAAACAUCAUGCUGGUGGAUCCAUCCAGACAACCGUACAGAGUCAAGGUCAUCGACUUUGGUUCAGCCAGUCACGUGUCCAAGGCUGUGUGCUCCACCUACUUGCAGUCCAGAUAUUACAGGGCCCCUGAGAUCAUCCUUGGUUUACCAUUUUGUGAGGCAAUUGAUAUGUGGUCCCUGGGCUGCGUCAUUGCAGAGCUGUUCCUGGGCUGGCCGCUGUAUCCAGGAGCUUCAGAGUACGAUCAGAUUCGGUAUAUUUCACAAACACAGGGUUUGCCAGCAGAAUAUUUAUUAAGCGCAGGGACAAAGACGACUAGGUUUUUCAACCGUGACACAGACUCGCCGUAUCCUCUGUGGAGGCUGAAGACACCAGAUGACCAUGAAGCAGAGACGGGGAUUAAGUCAAAAGAAGCAAGGAAGUACAUUUUCAACUGUUUAGAUGAUAUGGCCCAGGUGAACAUGAUGACAGAUUUGGAAGGGAGUGACAUGUUGGUGGAAAAGGCGGACCGGCGGGAGUUCAUCGACCUGUUGAAGAAGAUGCUGACCAUAGACGCUGAUAAGAGAAUCACUCCGAUCGAGACCCUGAACCACCCCUUUGUCACCAUGACACACUUACUCGAUUUUCCCCACAGCACACACGUCAAAUCAUGUUUCCAGAACAUGGAGAUUUGCAAGCGUCGAGUGAACAUGUAUGACACGGUCAACCAGAGCAAAACCCCUUUUAUCACACACGUGGCCCCCAGCACAUCCACCAACCUGACCAUGACCUUCAACAACCAGCUGAACACCGUCCACAACCAAGCUCCCACCUCCACCAGUGCCACUAUAUCCUUAGCCAAUCCUGAAGUCUCCAUACUAAACUACCAAUCUGCACUCUACCAGCCCUCAGCGGCAUCCAUGGCUGCGGUGGCCCAGCGGAGCAUGCCCCUCCAGACGGGAGCGGCCCAGAUCUGCGCCCGGCCCGACCCCUUCCAGCAAGCGCUCAUCGUGUGUCCACCCGGCUUCCAAGGAUUGCAGGCCUCUCCGUCUAAGCAUGCUGGCUACUCUGUGAGAAUGGAAAACGCAGUUCCCAUCGUCACUCAAGCCCCAGGAGCUCAGCCUCUUCAGAUCCAACCAGGUCUGCUUGCCCAGUUGAAAACCAGGAUCACAGAAGCUUUGGGAUGGAACCUUCCUUAUCUGUUCAUACAGCAGGCCUGGCCAAGUGGGACCCAGCAGAUCCUGCUUCCCCCGGCUUGGCAGCAGCUGACUGGGGUGGCCACGCACACGUCGGUGCAGCACGCGACUGUGAUUCCCGAGACCAUGGCCGGCACCCAGCAGUUGGCCGACUGGAGGAACACGCAUGCUCACGGCAGCCAUUACAAUCCCAUCAUGCAGCAGCCGGCGCUAUUGACUGGUCAUGUGACCCUUCCAGCAGCUCAACCCUUAAAUGUGGGCGUGGCCCACGUGAUGCGGCAGCAACCUACCAGCACCACCUCCUCCCGGAAGAGUAAGCAGCACCAAUCCUCUGCGAGAAACGUCUCCACCUGUGAGGUGUCCUCCUCUCAGGCCGUCAGCUCCCCGCAGCGGUCCAAGCGUGUCAAGGAGAACACGCCUCCGCGCUGUGCCCUGGUGCACAGCAGCCCGGCCUGCAGCUCCUCAGUCACGUGCGGCUGGGGUGACGGGGCCUCCAGCACCACCAGGGAGCGGCAGCGGCAGACGAUCGUCAUUCCUGACACCCCCAGCCCCACGGUCAGCGUCAUCACCAUCAGCAGCGACACGGAUGAGGAGGAGGAGCAGAAGCAUGCCCCCGCCAGCCCUGUGUCCAAGCAGAGAAAAAACGUCAUCAGCUGUGUCACGGUCCACGACUCUCCCUACUCCGACUCCUCCAGCAUCACCAGCCCCUACGCCGUGCAGCACCGCUCCGGGCACGGCGCCACCACCUUCGACACCAAGGGGAGCCUGGAGUCGCACUGCACCGGGAACCCCCGGACCAUCAUCGUGCCGCCCCUGAAAACCCAGGCCAGCGAGGCGCUGGUGGAGUGUGAUAGCCUGGGGCCAGUCACCACCAGUCACCACUCGUCCUCCUACAAGUCCAAGUCCUCCAGCAACGUGACCUCCACCAGCGGUCACUCUUCAGGGAGCUCAUCUGGAGCCACUGCCUACCGGCAGCAGCGGCCUCUCAAUCUCAGCCAGGCUCAGCAGCACAUGGCCGCAGAUCGCACCGGGAGCCACCGACGGCAGCAGGCCUACAUCACCCCCACGAUGGCCCAGGCGCCAUACUCCUUCCCACACAACAGCCCCAGCCACGGCACCGUGCACCCGCACCUGGCCGCCGCCGCUCACCUCCCCGCCCAGCCCCACCUCUACACCUACACGGCGCCCGCCGCCCUGGGCUCCACUGGCACCGUGGCCCACCUGGUGGCCUCCCAAGGCUCGGCGCGUCACACCGUGCAGCACACUGCCUACCCAGCCAGCAUCGUCCACCAGGUCCCCGUGAGCAUGGGCCCCCGGGUCCUGCCCUCGCCCACCAUCCACCCGAGUCAGUAUCCAGCCCAGUUCGCCCACCAGACCUACAUCAGCGCCUCUCCAGCCUCCACCGUCUACACUGGAUACCCACUGAGCCCCGCCAAGGUCAACCAGUACCCUUACAUAUAAACACUGGAAGGGGAGGG